Messenger RNA from Budorcas taxicolor (takin), 1107 nucleotides. RefSeq names its product proline rich 5 like (gene PRR5L). NCBI's taxonomy places the organism in Eukaryota, Metazoa, Chordata, Mammalia, Artiodactyla, Bovidae. Gene Ontology annotation, biological process: TORC2 signaling. The transcript is spliced from 8 exons. Gene Ontology annotation, cellular component: TORC2 complex. The record is from RefSeq and is a predicted model, not a curated record. The coding region runs from base 1 to 1107 and encodes 368 amino acids.
AUGACCCGUGGCUUCGCCCCCAGCCUGCCCGUCGAGUUCCCCAAGAUGGGCUCCUUCCGCAGGCCCAGACCGCGCUUCAUGAGCUCCCCAGCGCUCAGCGACCUGCCCCGCUUCCAGGCAGCCCGCCAGGCUCUGCAGCUGAGUUCCAACUCUGCUUGGAACAGCGUCCAGACUGCCGUGAUCAACGUCUUUAAAGGGGGCGGCUUGCAGAGCAAUGAGCUCUAUGCACUGAAUGAAAACAUCAGGCGGCUGCUGAAGAGUGAACUUGGAUCAUUCAUUACAGAUUAUUUCCAGAACCAGCUUCUAGCAAAAGGACUGCUGUUCGUGGAGGAGAAGAUCAAGCUGUGUGAAGGUGAAAAUCGCAUUGAGGUUCUGGCUGAAGUCUGGGACCACUUCUUCACUGAGACUCUCCCCACCCUGCAGGCCAUAUUCUAUCCAGUUCAGGGCCAGGAGCUGACCAUCCGCCAGAUUUCCCUGCUGGGCUUCCGUGACCUGGUGCUGCUGAAGGUGAAGCUGGAGGACUUGCUGCUGUUAGCGCAGCCCCAGCCGCCCUCAUCCAUCGUCCAGAUGUUGCUCAUCCUGCAGAGUGUUCACGAGCCCACAGGCCCAAGUGAGGGUUAUUUGCAGCUGGAGGAGCUGGUGAAGCAGGUGGUUUCUCCUUUCCUUGGCAUCAGCAAGGACCAUGGCCUCUCAGGCCCCACGUACACAUUGGCCAGGCGCCACUCCAGGGUCCGGCCCAAGGUCACGCUGCUGAACUACGCCUCCCCAGUAACCCCCGUCAGCCGGCCCCUGAACGAGAUGGCCCUGACCCCGCUGACGGAGCAAGAGGGGGAGGCCUACCUGGAGAAGUGUGGCAGCGUGCGGCGACACACGGUGGCCAAUGCCCACUCGGACAUCCAGCUGCUGGCCAUGGCCACCAUGAUGCACUCGGGCCUAGGGGAGGAGCCUGGCGGUGAGGACAAGUGCCUGCUGCUUCCGCCCAGCUUCCCGCCGCCCCACCGGCAGUGCUCCAGUGAGCCCAACAUCACCGACGGCCCCGACGAGCCAGAGCAGGGGGCCACGGGCAGCCAGGAGGACUCGGAGCUGAACUGUGCUUCCCUGAGCUGA